AGAAAAACAAGAUGUUUUGUUCAUUUUUCAUAUAUAGAAGUGCUUUAUUCCUUUAAUUUAUGAAGUAUAAAUAUUGUUUUAUUUAACAAAAGUUUUGAUAAGUAAUUUAUCAAUAAAAUUUCUACAAAAAAGUGUCCUAAAAGAAGUAUAAUAAAGAUAAUUUAUUAUGUUACUUUCACAAGUACAACGCGACCGCAAGGCGGAUUUAAAAUAAAACAAAACAAGCGUAUUAUAGAUUUAUAGUUUAUAUUGGAAGUUAUGAGUCCAGAGUACCACUUACAUAGUUAUUACGUGCUCCUUAUGACCAUUAAUGUUACCUUAACACUAAUCGUAAUGUUAGCGGCGUGCCUAUGUUGCAAGAAAAAAUUACCAAAAAAUGACCUGCUCGGUCUUGAGGGUAUGGUCAAGCUGAAAAACCCCGAUGAAGUAAUUGUGGUUACGACACUAGGUGUUAGUGAGUCACAGGCCGAUCUAAAUUUAUCUACAAUCUCAAAUGCAGAUUCGGAGAAAAGAGCAAGCACCGCUGCACACCGCAGCUUACCGGAUAUACCCGUUGCUGAGGUUAAUGGCGAUAACGGGUCCGAACUAUACGAAACAGUCGCUGACAAAAGACAAUUGAAUGCACAAGACAGCCAGGACAAAAGUCCUUCUCCUAGUUUGAAAAAACUUGCCAGUGUUUCUCAACACAGUUCUAUAAGCCAAGCUGACGAUGUAAGUUCACCUUAUUCUCGUGUUAAAAACUCACCACAUGAUUACGCUAAAGUUCGUUCUACCGAACAUCCAUAUGCACAAUUAAAUGUUCCAUCAACUUCCGCAGUGGCACAAGCUGCUGCAACGAAUAACAGCCAAAAUUCUACAAAUACUGAAUCAGUAAAUCGAAAUUCACAUCACAGUGGUUCCUCGCUUAAUCUCAACGAUAACACAUCACAAGUUGAAAUACCAGCAGCAUCCGCAAUAGCCGGUAUGAUAUCAGCCAGCCAGGACUUACCAUAUAUGACACCACCAAUAGCAAGUCAACAUUUCAGUGGCGAUUCACAAGAUUCCUCAAAAGGCUAUACCAGUAUUAGUGUACGUGAACCAUUAGCUAAUAUACUAGCACAGCAACCAGCAAAGCCAGUAAAAAGAAAUGCACCACUAACAAAAGAUGUAAAUGAUUCCCAUUAUGCAACAGUAUCAGAUGAUUCAGAUGAAACUUAUGCUGCUAUUGAAGAUCCAAAUGGUCGUAUCAUACCCAAUCUUACGGCUGAUAUAUACACAAGCGGUUCAGAAACUUAUGCCCAAAUCCAACCAAUGCAAUCCAAUUCAAUUGUAGUUUCGGUAGAGAUAAAUAAUCUUAAUUCCAGCAAUUUAUCGUCCACAAGUCUAGGGACUAACUACAGUAGUUUUCAACAUAUAGAACAUAGUCCUAGUUCAGUUUCAACACAACAGAGUAUCAAUCACAAUAGACCGAUUUCUGAUCACGUAACACCCAUACCACCGCCCGUUGAUAGUUUACGUGCACAAAUGCACUCGAGGCAGGCCUCAUCAUCCUCUAAUAAUAGUUCAUCAAUGGGUAAUUUAGGUUCACCGAAACCCGAAAAGCGCCAAGCUAACUCUCCGCUACCACCUACACCAAAAUCAAAUUCUUCUCAACAACAAUUGCAUACGAUCAGUAAUAGUAAUCUAGCAUCUGGGCGUAGCUCUAUUAUAUCUGUAAUUGAGUGUGGUAUUUUAACAGAGAAUGCAGAACGACCAACAAAUGAUAAUUCACCACAGAAAAAAAGUAAAAGUCUUAGUCCCUCCAAAGAUAUUGAAGGCAUGUAUGCUAAGGUUAUGAAGAAAAAUAAAAUAACAAGAAAUUCUUCUUCAUCACAAAAUAAUUCACCCGUUUUAACUCGCAAGUACAAUGAAAAUAUUAAUGCAAUUGGUUUAAGCCCUCUCGAUGCAGCAGCUGAUGAACUAUUGGAAAGUAGUAGAAUAGCAUUUAAUUCGAUUAAUGAAAAAAAUCGAACACGUAGUAAUAGCUAUACUGCUAAAGAUCAUAGUUAUGAGACUAUACCUGCUGAUGCUAUGCGCGGUGCCGUCGGCAUAGAAAAUCGAAAAUCGGAUUGCUAUGCUAAUAUAUUGCAAAAGGAACGUCUGCAAGAAAGUGUUGAUCCAAAGGAAUCAAUGUCUUCAGUAAACAGUAAUACAAAUAGCCAAUUAAUUAACCGACUAGACAAACCACCGAUAAACUUAGACAGGGAACUUGCCUACCGAAAUGAAAAACAUUAUGAAACUAUUGCAGGACCUCAUUCAGGAAAUAAUGAUCCUGGUUAUGAAACUCUUAAUAAAUCUAAUAAUAAAAAUGAACCUGGACUCGAGAAAAAGUCAUCGGACUAUGAUCCCAACUAUGAAGUACUGAAAGAUCCAAAAUACUCUAAUAAAUCUGUAAAUUGUGCAGGUUUAUCAGAUGAUGGUUAUGCCAAAGUAUCGGAAAAGAAACUUAAAAUCGAUGAUGACACUAUUGAUGGUUAUAGCAAAGUACGUGGGGAAGAUUGUGAUGAUGGCACCAUUCCUGGUUAUAGUACCAUUGGAGAGCCAAAAAACAAUGAUACGAAUCAUAAUUAUGCCAGUAUUUUAGAAACAAAAGCCGAAGCAACUAUUAAUACACCUGAUACUGAAUCUGAUCAUUAUGCACAUAUAGCAGAAGCACAUACAUCAAAUUCAACGAGUUUACCUUUGAGUUCUUCAUCAACUACAUGCAAGUCGACAGAACAGGAUGAUAGCACAACUCUAACAACGCGCUUAUCUGAAAAUACUUUAACCUCUCCAACAUCAAUAAACUCUUCGUUUAUACUGCACAAUAGUUCUUCGACAAAUGUUACGAGAAGUACAAGCACUUUAAGUACACGUCAAACCCCAACAUCAUUAUCACAAUAUGAAUCUCUAACAGGCAGUGACACUGAUCCAAACUAUGAAUCAGUAUCUUACCUUAACACUAACAGAGAGAAUCCAUACGAGAGGCUACAAACAGACUAUUCAGAUACACAAUUAAGUAGUCCGGUGACACCUGAAGAUAAUAAAAAGCCAUCUCCCACUGGUGGAGAUUCGGCGAAUGGUACGAUCAAGACAAAAAGUAAUACAUCGACAUCAGACCUGAACGCAGAAGUUCUAGUCGAUGAUUAUUUUCAAGUAUAAAUUAAAUUAAAUUUAAGUAUUAAAUAAUUUUAAUAAGUUAAAAACUAU
Teleopsis dalmanni is the source of this 3207-nucleotide messenger RNA. Its product is annotated as serine-rich adhesin for platelets-like. The record is from RefSeq and is a predicted model, not a curated record. NCBI's taxonomy places the organism in Eukaryota, Metazoa, Arthropoda, Insecta, Diptera, Diopsidae. Bases 259 to 3159 code for a protein of 966 amino acids. The transcript is spliced from 9 exons.